CUGUUGCCUCCUUUCGCCAUACCUGGGGUUGACUCAGCCCCUAAUGUUGGGUAAAGGAGGACCGGCGCGACUUGAUACUCCGUACCCUCUUGGCCCAGGUAGGUGUGGAAUAAAAUAUGCCUUGGGGACAAGGUCCUCCCCGGCGUGCCAUGCUCUUGCUCUCGAGCUGUCCCGCGUCUCCUUCGCUCGAUUCGUCUUGCUCCUAGCUCCGUCCGAGGGAAAUAGGGUGCGUACGAUAGGCUUUUCUAGAGUGGUCGUAUAUUUUACUUUGUCCGCAGCGAGCACCAACACCUAGUCACGACAUCGCUCUCGGAGCCGAACCCGGAACUGAGUCAGCACAGGGAGGCGGCCCGUCCCGUCGACUAGCCUCUGGCGGUCGCAGAACCCCUUCUUCGUCCAAUGUUUCGCACCAACGGCGAAGGCGACGAUGCCUGGAACACGAUCGAGCCCGAAGGCCUGGCCAUGGCGCUGAUUGUCAGCAGCGGGCUCUUCGCCGGCCUCACCACAAUCAUCAUGGCCAUGCGCGUCUACAUAAGGGUGGUCAAGCGGAAUUUCGGGACGGACGACUGGAUGAUGGUUGGCGGAUAUUUCGCAACUCUUGGUCAGGACAUCAUCACCAUCUACGGGGCGUAUUGGGGCCUGGGGACGCGUGACGCCCACCUGCUGAGGCUGAACCAGAUGCACGGGAAAAUGUCGCUCCUCAUAUGGCAGUUAUUGUACGCCCUCAGCCUGUCCCUCGUCAAGGGCAGCAUCUGCGUGACGCUGAUGCGCAUCGCCACGGCGCCCAAGUACAUGAUGAUCCUCAAGUCGCUCGUCGUCUUCUCCUUCACGCUCAGCGGCGUCGGCGCCAUCGUGCUCUUCAUCCAGUGCCGCCCGCUCAAGUCGUACUGGGACGAGCGGGUCCCGGGGACCUGCAUCCCGCCCGUGUUCCUGACGGUGUUGUCGGUGGCGGCGUCGGUGGUCAACGUCCUGACCGACUUCACCGUCGCCCUGAUACCUUUUUUCCUGCUGCGAGACGUGCAGAUGCGGCCGCGCGUCAAGUUUUACAUCCGGGCCAUCCUGGCCAUGGGACUCUUGGCCGGUGUCGCCAGUAUAGUCCGCGUCCCGUUUACCAACGCGUACUCGAACCCAAACGACCUUCUUUACAACACUGGCAACAUCGUCCUCUGGACCAUCAUCGAGUGCGGCCUCGGCGUCACCGCCGGCUCGCUCCCGACGCUGCGGGCCUUCUUCAAGAAGCUGGCCAAGAACUACAGCUCGGGCGGCGACAAGUGGGCGGGCGGCAGCGGGCCCGGCGGCGGUCGGCAGGGGAGCCGCGGCCUCGUCACCAUCGGGCAGAUCAAGGGCCGUCACAACCCCGUCUACGACACGGAGCUGCAGGUCACCGUCGUCGCCAUGGACGACCUCGGCCACCGCCGGGGCGCCGCCGACGACGCCAAGGAUGGAGGAGGAGACAGCGGCGGCGACGACUCGGAGAGCACCCGUCGCAUCAUCAGGGUCACCAAGGACGUGCGCCAGACCGUCGAGCCGGACGCGGAGGCGUCCAAGGGUACAAAGUCGCCUGUAUGAUGGGGAAUGGGAUCAGGCGUUGAACCGUGAGAUGGGAGAGAGACAACAGUACAGUCUUCCCGCGUACAAAGAGCUGCAGCACUUGGAAUACUCGUUACAGGACACGAUUUUAGAACGGCAUGCGCCAUAUAUGAGUUUAGAGACAUUUACAUGGAAUAUAGAUACCUCGAAACGACCCCUGCGGAAGUGGUCGUCAAUUCUUGGUGUGCCGGACACCUCGAUCGUCGCGUGGCGCUGCAGCACUUGGAUAUCCCAAUCUCGGCUACGAGCAACUCCUGCAC
This is a messenger RNA of Gaeumannomyces tritici R3-111a-1, 1850 nucleotides long. RefSeq lists its product as hypothetical. Lineage: Eukaryota; Fungi; Ascomycota; Sordariomycetes; Magnaporthales; Magnaporthaceae. Bases 400 to 1569 code for a protein of 389 amino acids. The transcript has 5 exons. The record is from RefSeq and is a predicted model, not a curated record.